AUGGUUGCAACUUCAACACGUGUUAAUAUCAAUAAAGAGCUUAAUUCGAAUAAUUGUCUGUUAAAAAUAUCUCUAGUCAGUAUCGCUCAAAGUGAAUCUCACGAAGUUAAAAAUGAUGAAAAUGCAAUUAUUAAAACAUUAGUUAAUGAUUAUAAGUCUAUGUUAUUCGUAGUUGGUAAAAUGAAGAUUAUCCAAGAUGAAUUGUAUGUUUAUGCGAAAGAUAUUAAUUAUGUCAGUAUAUAUUCAGCUACUAAAAAACAACUAUCUGAGUCUAGCAAUUCACAGGUGUUAAAUAAGUUCACUUGUUCCAAGCUUUUGGCUAUGCAUCAUAGCAUUAACGAAUCAUUUAAGAAAGAUUCUGAAGCUUUGAACAUAACAAAAUUAAUUGAUUCAAAUAAAAUUAAUUUAAAUCAAUCAGACGUAUCUGCAUCUGAUCUUAGUUUAUCAAAACGCGUUAAGACUAAAAAGGUGAGCAAACUUGCUAAAGAUUUAUUAGAAAUUGACGAUUUGGAGCUUGCAAAUAUCAGUUAUAUUAGAGAUGAAUCGCAAGUAGAUCAAAAUGCUCCUGAUGAUUGUUACAAAGAAUUAGAUGAGUCUGAUGAAGCUAAGAAGGUUAAUGAGUCAGUGAUGGCUGAUAAUGAAUAUAAUAAAGAUAGUAAUUUUAGUUCUGCAUGGGGAGUUCGUAAUCAUGGAAGAGGAAGUAAAAAUAGAGGGCAUA
This is a messenger RNA of Racocetra persica, 718 nucleotides long. NCBI's taxonomy places the organism in Eukaryota, Fungi, Glomeromycota, Glomeromycetes, Diversisporales, Gigasporaceae. The record is from the annotation of a GenBank genome assembly.